UCUCUCUCUCUCUAGUUGAUUUUUAUUUUUCACCUAUUUCAAAGAAAGCUUUCGCGAUUGCUUCUUGUUCCGUUGGUCCUUUCUCGUUUCAUCAGAUGCAAGCCCUCAACCCCAUCUCCCCGUCCUCCUCCAGUCUUCCAAUCACCACUAUUUAGUAUUUACCAUGGGACAGGAAGAUAUUUGUAGCGUGAUCAACUUUCCUCCAGAAUUCCAUCGUGGUAUUUGUGUUUAAUCGUGAAAUUAAAGUAGGGUUUUCCAAAGGACCCUCGCCGUUUCUUACAAGUUGGGGAAGGCCGCUUGAUAUGAUGGCUACAAGCUGGGAUGGAAGUAAUGACCCUGGCAGCCAGUCUGAUGAGAGCUACCACUUUGAGAGGCUGCAUAUUGAGCCUAUUUAUGAUGCCUUUGUAUGUCCACUGACAAAGCAAGUUAUGCGUGAUCCUGUUACAUUGGAAACUGGACAGACUUUUGAACGUGAAGCAAUUGAAAAAUGGUUCAAGGAAUGCAAGGAGAGUGGGCGUAAACUAGUUUGCCCUUUGACUCUGAAAGAACUAAAAAGCAUAGAACUAAAUCCCAGUAUUGCUUUGCGUAACACCAUUGAAGAGUGGACUGCAAGGAAUGAAGCAGCGCAGCUGGACAUGGCUCGCAGGUCAUUGAACAUGGGUAGUCCUGAAAAUGAUACAUUACAGGCUUUACAUUAUGUCCAACACAUCUGCCAAAGAAGCCGGUCUAAUAAGCAUCUUGUCCGUAGUGCGGGGCUUAUACCUAUGAUUGUUGACAUGUUGAAGAGCAGCAGCCGUAAGGUUCGUUGUACGGCUUUGGGAACCCUUAGGAUUGUCGUGGAAGAAGACAAUGAGAAUAAGGACUUGUUGGCUGAAGGGGAUACUGUGCGCACAAUAGUAAAAUUCCUUUCUCAUGAACUCUCUAAAGAAAGAGAGGAAGCUGUGUCUUUGCUUUAUGAGCUCUCAAAAUCAGAAACUUUGUGUGAGAAGAUAGGUUCAAUCAAUGGGGCUAUUCUAAUAUUAGUUGGAAUGACAAGCAGCAAAUCAGAAGAUAUCUUGACUGUUGAGAAGGCUGAAAAAACAUUGGAGAAUCUGGAAAAGUGUGAGAAUAAUGUGCGACAAAUGGCUGAAAAUGGUAGACUGCAGCCUCUUCUGACACAGCUCCUUGAAGGUCCACCUGAAACCAAACUGGCCAUGGCUGGAUACCUUGGUGAGCUGGUCUUGAAUAAUGAUGUAAAGGUCCUUGUAGCCAAAACCGUGGGUUCAUCUCUGAUCAAUAUAAUGAAAAGUGGUAAUAUGCAGUCCAGGGAAGCUUCACUGAAAGCUCUUAAUCAGAUAUCAUCCUGUGACCCAAGUGCAAAGGUUUUGAUAGAGGCUGGAAUACUUUCACCUCUUGUCAAUGACCUUUUUGCAGUGGGUCCUAAUCAGCUUCCCAUGCGACUAAAAGAAGUCUCUGCUACAAUUCUUGCCAAUGUUGUGAACUCAGGCGAGGACUUUGAUUCCAUCCCAUUUGGACAGGAUCACCAGACUCUCGUUUCAGAGGACAUAGUUCAUAAUCUACUUCAUCUUAUAAGCAACACUGGUCCAGCUAUUGAAUGCAAGCUUCUCCAAGUCCUGGUUGGACUUACUGGUUCUCCAACUACCGUUCUGAGUGUUGUCACGGCAAUCAAAAGCUCUGGUGCCAUUAUCAGUCUUGUUCAAUUUAUUGAGGCUCCACAGAAAGAUUUACGUGUAGCAUCUAUAAAACUCCUUCAGAAUUUGUCUCCCCUCAUGGGCCAGGAAUUAGCUGAUGCAUUACGUGGUUCAGUUGGACAACUGGGCAGUCUAAUUAAAGUCAUAUCAGAAAAUACAGGAAUUAGUGAAGAGCAGGCAGCAGCUGUUGGCCUUCUAGCUGAUCUGCCUGAGAGGGAUUUGGGGCUCACAAGACAGAUGCUAGAUGAAGGUGCCUUUCAGCUGGUCUACUCUAGAGUGAUUACCCUUAGGCAGGGAGAGAUCAGAGGCAGUCGCUUUGUGACACCAUUUCUUGAAGGGCUUGUGAAGAUUCUUGCAAGGCUUACGUUUGUACUGGCUGAUGAGCCUGAUGCUAUAUCAUUCUGCCGUGAGCAUAAUCUUGCUGCACUGUUUAUUGAACUGCUUCAGGCCAAUGGACUUGAUAAUGUACAGAUGGUUUCUGCAAUUGCUUUGGAGAAUCUGUCCCAAGAAUCAAAGAAUUUAACAAAAUUACCUGAGAUGCCAUCUCCUGGUUUUUGUGCCUCAAUAUUUCCAUGCCUUAGCAAACAGCCUGUCAUAACCGGAUUGUGUAGGCUCCACCGAGGGUUAUGUUCAUUAAAAGAAACAUUUUGUCUAAUUGAAGGGCAGGCAGUACGUAAGUUAGUAGCCCUACUGGACCACACAAAUGUGAAUGUGGUUGAGGCAGCACUGGCAGCUUUAUCUACCUUGUUAGACGAUGGAGUUGAUAUUGAACAAGGGGUGAUGGUGCUUUUUGAGGCAGAAGGAAUUAAGCCUAUACUUGAUGUAUUACUUGAGAAACGGACAGAAAAUCUGAGGAGGAGGGCAGUUUGGGCAGUUGAGAGAUUGUUGCGAACUGAUGACAUAGCCUAUGAAGUUUCUGGUGAUCAAAAUGUGGGCACUGCACUUGUUGACGCUUUCCAGCAUGGUGACUAUCGAACUCGACAGAUUGCUGAGCGUGCUCUCAAGCAUGUAGACAAGAUUCCAAACUUCUCAGGAAUUUUUUCAAACAUGGGAUAGACACAGACCCCUUACAGUUCCCUAUGCCUCUCACUUCAAAGAUUUGUAUGUAACUUUUACUUUUAAUGUUGGGAUAGGGUUGUCUUUAACACUGCACAUGCAGUUGGAGAGAGAAAAAUGAGGGGGAGUACCACUCAAGCGGGACUUGCCCUUUCUUCCUCUCUCACUUUCUCUUCAGUCUACCCCUCAUCCUUCCACGACUGCACAAGGUAUAGUUUGGGAGAGGAUUUGUGCCUGAGCACUUUUCGAGUCUAUUGUAUUAUUUGUUGUUAUUAUCACCGGCUUUGCCUCUAAAUGCAAUUGAAGUUGUCUUGCACGAAUUACCCAUUCUUUUAGAAGGUACCAAAAGAUGUUUAUUUGUUGUUA
Messenger RNA from Prosopis cineraria, 3113 nucleotides. Its product is annotated as U-box domain-containing protein 44. The coding region runs from base 303 to 2747 and encodes 814 amino acids. Gene Ontology annotation, biological process: protein ubiquitination. The record is from RefSeq and is a predicted model, not a curated record. Gene Ontology annotation, molecular function: ubiquitin-protein transferase activity; protein binding. NCBI's taxonomy places the organism in Eukaryota, Viridiplantae, Streptophyta, Magnoliopsida, Fabales, Fabaceae. The transcript is spliced from 4 exons.